CAUUUAACAUCAUCUUCCACCUCUAACUUCAUUUUUUCCCUCUAUAUAAACCCCCAUAGACAAACCAAUAAAAAAAAAUAAUUAUACACAAACAUAAGAGAAAAAAAAUCUGUUAAUAUGGCUCAUGAAAGUGAGAAAUUGUUAUUGGACCAACAUAAGGAAAAACAUUUUACUGCUGGUGAGAUUGUUAGGGAUAUAAUUAUUGGAGUUUCUGAUGGAUUAACAGUGCCAUUUGCAUUAGCAGCAGGAUUAUCAGGGGCAAAUGCGUCAUCUUCUAUUAUUGUUACUGCUGGAAUUGCUGAAGUUGCUGCUGGUGCUAUUUCCAUGGGACUUGGAGGUUAUUUGGCUGCAAAGAGUGAGUCUGAUCACUAUAUGAGAGAGCUGAAGAGGGAGGAAGAAGAGAUCAUUUCUGUACCCGAUACAGAGGCAGCGGAGAUUGCAGAAAUUUUGGCACAGUAUGGGAUUCAGCCCCAUGAAUAUGCACCAGUGGUGAAUGCUUUGAGGAAGAAUCCAAAGGCAUGGCUCGACUUUAUGAUGAAAUUUGAACUUGGUUUAGAGAAGCCGGAUCCAAGGAGAGCGUUGCAGAGUGCAUUUACCAUCGCAAUUGCUUACAUCUUGGGAGGAGUGGUUCCUCUGGCUCCAUACAUGAUCAUUCCUAUUGCAAGAAAGGCUCUCGUUGCAUCUGUUUUGGUAACUAUACUGGCUUUACUAAUCUUCGGCUACGCCAAAGGCCACUUCACUGGAAGCAGGCCAUUUAGGAGUGCUUUCCAAACAGCACUAAUUGGAGCUGUUGCAUCUGCUGUUGCUUUUGGUUUGGCCAAGGCUGUUCAAGGCUAGGGACCACGACAUUGUUGUUUCUUGUAAUGUAGCUUUUGUUGUUUUCGUCGUUGACAAUGUAGACCUCUGCUCUUUCUCAUUAGGUUUUUCAUCUACCGUUGUAUGGUACAUGUUGAGGCAUUAAUUUUGAAUUGCGUUUUCUGUUGA
Capsicum annuum is the source of this 984-nucleotide messenger RNA. Its product is annotated as vacuolar iron transporter 1. Bases 118 to 837 code for a protein of 239 amino acids. Lineage: Eukaryota; Viridiplantae; Streptophyta; Magnoliopsida; Solanales; Solanaceae. Gene Ontology annotation, cellular component: vacuolar membrane. Gene Ontology annotation, molecular function: manganese ion transmembrane transporter activity; iron ion transmembrane transporter activity. Gene Ontology annotation, biological process: intracellular manganese ion homeostasis. The record is from RefSeq and is a predicted model, not a curated record. The transcript has 4 exons.